AACAACAAUUUAGCAGCUACCAGAAGACACAUUGAGUUAAAAACUCCUUCCAAAUAGCUGGAAUGAAUAACCUUGGAAAUACUUGGUAGGUGUCAGUAUUGUAUUGGGCAUAAUCAUUUAUCAAACUGCAGCAGGCUGCGUCUUCCUUGUUAGACAAUUCGUAAUUUGAAUCAUUGAGUUGAGCAGAAUAAGGGCUAAUCCACCGGUCGCAUUGUUCAUAGUUGAAGGAUUAAGCCGUUUCAUUUUAAAGAGAAUGAUGAAUAAUUUUGACAUGGAGGCAGGGCUCACUUCAAUGUAAACUACUGUUUAAUCGCUUUGCAAAGUAUCUCUGUAUUGACUGACAAAUGCAUGGAAUGUUUCAUGGAAACAUCGACUGAGGCAAGCAUGUCCUGUUGUGUGUACACGAUUGUGUUUGGAUGGAUUCAUAGCUCGCAUGUGUUGCUUCAUUUACAACGCACGUGAAUGAAAUUAAUGCAAUUAUCUUUCUAUUGUAUUGCUAAAUUGGCAAUUAGAUGCUACGCCACGUAUCGGACAUCGAACGUUGUCAACUUGGCCAUAUACACGGAACCUGAAUACCUCAUUUAUGAACUGACAGUGUGGUUGGAAACCUACCUUUAUGCUCUCGACUGUGCAGAAUUUUUCAAAUAUUCCGUUUUCAAAUUGCUCACAAGCUGGUUUGCUGGUAUCAUAUUGUAUUUAUUGUUUAGAUUUUACAUUGCAUGUUUGGGAGUGAUUUCGUGGUAUGUUUUGAUGGACCUCGAUACAGCUUUAUGUUUUUCUAAAAUUAAUUUGUUGACUUUACGGUAAAAGUUUUUCGAAAGCUUCGAAUGCAUUUUCAGCAAGCAAGAUGACACACGUGCAAUUCUUUUGAGGAAAGAAAGUUUAUACUGACCAACGUAAACCGUUCCUUUCAAAAUAAUUUGCUGGAGAAGUAAGUUUAUGAAAUGGAGCCUUCAGGUGAAGAGGAAAGGUUUUCGGACAUGCCUGACUGUGGUACAAUGGAAAACGUCUCCGAGUGGGUUAGAAGGUCCGUCCUGUUUUGGUAUACACCGGACAGCAUUUCAAUAGACGAUGGUCAGGACAGAAAAGAGCGGGAAUCCAGUCGCUCACCAAGUUCUAUAUGUGAUCAGGAAAAAGACUUGAAAUCUUCAAUUGAAACUGCAUCUGACAAGGUAGGGCUUAAACCUUCCAGUUGGGAAAUCUUUCAUGAGUCAUCAGCGGAACCCGCAAAUUUUUUUACUACAGAUAAAGAAGAAAGCACUGGAGAUAUGAUGCUUGACGUAGAGAGCAUACAAAAACUCUUAAUUGAGCCCUUUAUAAUGGAACAAGGAGUUGAUAAUAAAACAGAAUCAUGCGAUAGUUUGAGCAACGAUUCACCAUAUUACACUCUGAGCUUCCCAAAAUAUACAAAGCAUAUCUACUCGCCUUUGUACGAAGAGCACUCUGGAUUAACGAAAGAAAAUUGUAAUCCGGUAUUGGCGCAUAGACCUGACUGGAAUAUAGCGGACACAUUGAACAGAAUUGGUUAUACGUGGGGUCAAGUUGAGUCAAGCAGUCUGGAUGGUGAGAAAUGCCAGAAAGCAAACGGAGAAUGCGCCAAUGAGUAUGGCAAAAACAUUAGCGAAGACAUGGAAACUAAACGGGCAAGUGUCGAUUCAGACGUUCUACGCGCUAUAAAACGGGUUCAAGAAACUUUAGGUGAGAUAGCUGAAGAACUUCACACAACCCGUACACGGAAAAAUAGCAAAGACAGGGACCCAAACGUGAUUCUCGUUAAUUUGCUUUCGCGUAUACAACCACCAGCCAACAGGGACUCUUUUACAUGCAGCCCGACAAAUGACGCGCCUGAGACAAGCCAAAAGGAUAAAAUGAUGGCUGAAGAUAUCGGCGAAGGAUCAGCAGUAUCUCCUGGCCAGAUAGAGCCAAUGACUGCGGCUUUAGACAAGAAUGAAGGUGAUGAAGAAGACUUUGAUGUGUUAAAAGACCUCUCAGAUUCUGGGAAAACAACGGAAGAAGUUUUACAAGAAUUAAUGGAAAAGAUAUCAACAAUGUCAAAGCCUUCAUCUGCUCUUAGGGGUUUUUUGAAACGCAUUUCUGAGGAGGUGACAAGCGAUAACAGUAUAGAGCAGAGCCUUAACCAAAGUUUUCCUGCAGAUAAUGACGAAAACGAGGGCGAAAGCAAUAACAACACAGUUGUGGAUCCCAAGAAAGUCGGUCUAAACGAUGCAUGCAAGAUAGUUGUAGAACACGAAAGCGAUACUGAAUGCAACAUCCACCAAAGUGAAGUGAUCGCUAAAGAUGGAGAUAAUGGCCAGACUGAAAGGAGAAUAAGCUCAAUUUCAGCUGUCAGCUCACUUCCUACGUCCCCUAGUGCCACUAACUACGACUCAGGAUUCAGUGAGUUGACGAAAAAUCUUACAUACACGAGAAAAGAAAAUCUUGCCUCAUUUACGUCAGACGACACGAGAAAGGAGAACAUGGAACGGAGGUUCAAAGAAGCCUUUGCUAAAUGUAGUACUGGAUUCGAUAGCGAAACAAGCACUGACUGGAGCCCAUGUUCUACCUUAUCCCAUACUGAAAAAGCAUUCCCUCCUAAGUCAGCCCUUAAACAGUCACCCUUUCAAAGAGUUAGCCCAAGGCGACGUAGCACGGGCGCAACUACUUCAAAACCUCAAUCUAGAAUGCAACCAGGCAACACGCACAGUUGCCCAAACUUCGAUAGAAGUAACCUCAAUCCACUACAAGAUUCUUACAAUCGAUACACGAGAUCUGAGGUUGAAGCGAUUCGCAAAUUUUUGUCACUGACAAGUCUAUACUUUGGGUCAAACGGCAAUGCUAAGGACGUGCCAAAUGCAACCUAUGACGAGCUCAUUAAAAGAGGCGAUAUUGAAAUCAUUCACACAAUAAUACAGCGGCAAAGAGAUGACCUUGAGCGGCAGAGAAGAAAACAAGACGAUCUGUAUGCGCAUCUCGGAGACCUCUUGUUGCAGCUAGUGAGUCUUAAGGAGGAGCACCUCUCAUCAACUCAAAAACAAACAAAAGCUUUAGUUCUUUUAAAAAAGCAGCUAGAUAUUCAGAAAAAGGAGCAAUCGCGAGCACAGGAGACGAUCAAAGAGCAACUCAAGACUCUGGGGGAGCAGUUCUCAUCCAGCUUGACUCUAGAUCUUCCUCCGCAGGGGCACCUCUCGCAGAAAGACAGACAAACACCAAUUCCACGCUCUCCAACAAAUAAACACACGGGACAAAUAAUAUGGAAAAUCACUGGGAUAACAAGAAAGGUCACGAGAAUACACGCUGGAGCUUCAGAUAAUGUCUCUGUCAGCGAACCGUUUUACAGUAGCUCGUAUGGCUAUAAAAUGGCUGCCUGGGUGUACCUAAAUGGAAGAGCUGACUUUCGAGGUAAAGGUAUCUCAGUUUACGUUUGCCCUCUUUGCGGUGAAUACGACGCCAUCUUGCCGUGGCCAGUAAAGCCAGUUUAUACCUUCACUUUGAUUGAUCAGAACCCAGAUCCCGAAUUGCGUCGCAACCAUACCAAAGUUAGGAACGUUGUCGAAAUAUCGAAGAAAGGCGAUACAGCACUGUCAAACAAAGGAGGCAUUCCAAGGCCACAGCAUGGAAGAAAGUCAUUUAUAAUUGGUUUCGACGAUUUCAUUUCUCAGGCUGAACUCGCUAGUAGUAAAUACAUUUUAGAUGAUACGAUGUUCCUCAAGGUUGAGGCUCAAAUAAUUAACUGAUAAGUUGUUGAAUUCUGAAAUGUUUCAAGGGAACGCUUAGUGCUGGUUGGGAAAUAAUGUCCGUUUGUGUCUUGAAGUCGUUUGGGUUACUGCUACGCAGAAAUCUUUUGUAAAGUUAAUAGAAUUAGUUAUGAACGGUAAAAAUGUUAAUGUACCUCAAAAAAUGUUGUCAUACUUGUCUUGGAGGAGGCGCCUGGAGCAGGAUAGAGGCACGUCUCCCGUUGCCUAUACGUUGCCUCGAAUGCUAUUUGAGAGUUGAAAAAUUUCAGUAUUGUUUUGACCUAAUUCAUGUCUAAUUUUACUGAUAAAAUGAUAAUUGCAUAAUUCAGACUAUUUGCCCACCCGAAAUCAUUGUUCUUUCUGUGUCCCAUUGUUGCAAUCAGUGAGCCGAGGGGUAGCGCAUAAAAAUCACGUAUCAGGGUUUCGUCUUUUGCUAAGUUGGCUGAUAUUUAUGUAAAUACUUCAAGACAUGGUCUGGAAUGAAAUUACUGUAAUUUUUGUAAUAUUGUUGUAGCUUAAAUGAAUCUGUAAUUUUUAAAUCUUUGUUUCGCCAUUACAUGACAAAGAAUCUUUUGUGACUAAAUUCCAUGGCGUCAUACUUUCUUGCAAUAGUGUCAUACUGAUAAAAUUUAAAGACGAUAUUCCAGGGAAAAGGAAAGAGAGUACUAAAGAAUAAAAUCCAACUUUUGCAAUUUACCAGUGGAAAAUAAGAAAAGUUGGUCAAUGUACGACAAAAGUUUUGAGUUUUGUUUGCCAAGGCUUAAACAUUGCAUUGACAGUUUAAAAUGAGUAGCAUAUUACAGUGUCUUUAUCAAAAGUAAAUGUCUUUAUCAAAAGCACAUCUCUAUUUGAAAUUUCAAAAAUUCAUGAAAACGCAGUGGAAAUAAAAAGUUUCCGUUAAAAAAUGAGAGAAAAUGAAUACCUCUGCCACCCGAACUGGCUAUACAUCUUGUUGCAUAAAGUAA
Molecule: messenger RNA, 4699 nt
Organism: Rhopilema esculentum
Lineage: Eukaryota; Metazoa; Cnidaria; Scyphozoa; Rhizostomeae; Rhizostomatidae
Biological process (GO): regulation of canonical NF-kappaB signal transduction
Cellular component (GO): plasma membrane signaling receptor complex
Molecular function (GO): ubiquitin protein ligase binding; tumor necrosis factor receptor binding
Source: RefSeq, a predicted model, not a curated record